AUGCCUCAACUCGAGAUUGAUGACACCCGCCAACACCUGCUUCAGGCGGGGCAGAAGGCCAAGACGCGCGCAGGCCGCUUCUGGAACGGCUUCUCGGACUUCGCGCUGCAAGACAACGUCCUCGAGGUAGCCGUCGGUUUGAUACUAGCAGCAGCCUUCACAGCAGUCGUCACAUCCUUCGUCUCGGAUGUGUUUCUUCCCAUUCUCUCGCUACUGCCGUUCAUCGAUCGCAACUUUGAUGAGAAAUUCGCGGUGCUGAGGGCUGGGCCGCAUUAUGGCAAGGGUGCAGGGCGGGGGUACAAUACGAUGAAAUUGGCCCUCGAAGAUGGAGCCGUGAUCAUGUCUUGGGGCACCUUCAUUAACAAAGUCUUCAACUUCAUCGGCAUCGGUAUUGCGCUGUACACAGUUGCACUUGUGUACGGAUGGGCGUCGAAUGACUCUGUCAUUAAGCAUACCGUUAAAUGCAAGUACUGCAGGAAGAGGAUUGGUGAGAAGGCACAACGCUGCGUAAACUGUACGAGCUGGCAGGACGGCAGGGAGCAGUGA
Molecule: messenger RNA, 546 nt
Organism: Letharia lupina
Lineage: Eukaryota; Fungi; Ascomycota; Lecanoromycetes; Lecanorales; Parmeliaceae
Exons: 4
Coding region: 1-546 (181 amino acids)
Biological process (GO): monoatomic ion transport; intracellular water homeostasis
Molecular function (GO): mechanosensitive monoatomic ion channel activity
Source: RefSeq, a predicted model, not a curated record